Sordaria macrospora k-hell is the source of this 1293-nucleotide messenger RNA. NCBI's taxonomy places the organism in Eukaryota, Fungi, Ascomycota, Sordariomycetes, Sordariales, Sordariaceae. The record is from RefSeq and is a predicted model, not a curated record.
AUGUCCUCCCCAAUCUCCGACCUCAAGUUGGCCCAGCCUUUGACCCUCCCCAACGGCCUCGUCCUGCCCAACCGGCUCAUCAAAGCCGCCAUGGCCGAACAGCUCGGUUUCGGCAACCACCUUCCCAACCCCGAACUCAACGCGGUAUACGCCACCUGGGCGCGCGGAGACUGGGGCAUGAUUUUGACAGGAAACGUCCAAGUUGACCCAUUGCACAAGGGCGACGCGCACGAUAUCGCGCCUGGUCACCCUGGUACCACGCCGGAGCAGACGUUGACUGCUUUUAGGGCUUGGGCUGAUGCUGCGCUUCUUAAGUCUGACGGGGUGGAUGGGAAAAAGGAAAGUAAGACGCCCGUGGUGAUUCAGAUUAAUCACCCCGGCCGCCAAUCGCCAAUGGGCGCUGGAACGAGGGGAUUUUUGGAAAAGGCGGUGGCGCCGAGCGCGGUGCCGUUGGUUCUUGGGGAGGGGUUGGUGCCUAGACUGGCUUCUAAGCUCCUUUUUGGUACACCCCGUGAACUUACCGUCCCGGAAAUCAAGGACAUCGUCAAGAAGUUUGGCGCCACCGUCAGAAUCACUGCCGAGGCCGGGUUUCAGGGUGUAGAAAUCCAUGCUGCGCACGGAUACUUGCUUGCACAAUUCCUGUCGAAGAAAACCAACAAGCGGACGGACGAGUACGGCGGGUCGGCGGAGAAGCGGGCGAGGAUUGUGGGGGAGAUUAUUGAGGAGUGUAGGAGGCAGGUUAAGGAGGCGCUGGGUGAGGACUCGGAAGAGGCGAGGAAAACAGGAAAUGCGGAGGAGACGGAUACCACCGAGGAGGUGUUGAGGCAGAUUGAGCUGUUUGAGCAGUGGGGGGUGGAUUUUGUGGAGGUUAGUGGUGGGAGUUAUGAGGAUCCUCAGAUGGCCAACGGCCCCAAGCCCGAGAUCAAACAAAAAUCCGAACGCACCAAAGCCCGCGAGGCCUUCUUCCUCGAAUUCGCCAAGAUCAUCCGCACCAAGUUCCCGCAACUGCCGCUCAUGGUCACCGGCGGCUUCCGCACGCGUCAAGGCAUGGAGGCCGCUCUGGCCUCUGACGACUGCGACAUGAUUGGUAUCGGCCGUCCGGCCAUCAUCAACCCUUCGCUUCCGGCCAACUUGAUCCUCAACCCUGAGGUUCCCGAUGCGGAUGCCAGGCUUUUUGACAAGAAGGUCGAGCCGCAUUGGAUCUUUGAGAAGUUGGGCAUGAAGAGCGUUGUGGGCGCUGGUGCGGAGAUUGGUUGGUAUGUGAGCGAGCUGAAGAAGUUGGCUAAGUUUUAG